UGCUGCUGGAUAUCCGUUUGAUUGGGCCGCUAGUUGUUAGGGGGCGGGGAGACGCGGUAGCCAGGAGUGUGACGGACAGGUGCACAGGCCGGAAGCUGCUGCAGGAGUCAGGUCGGUAGUCGGUCGGAGGGUGAGUGUGUCGGACAUGGGGAGUGUGAGGCAGGAGAUUCGGUAUGAGAAGCUGCAGGACACGGACACUGAGGAGCCCGAGGGACAGGUGACUGUGCGAGUGUUCAGGAACCGUUCAUUGGCCGCCUCCCGGGGGCGGGACAGAGAGACGUACCUGCGAGUGCUCUCCUCCAUGCUCCUCCUCCUGGUGGCCGUGGGCUUUGUGCUGUAUGAGCUGCAGGUUAGUCGAGCGGAGCCUCCCCGGGGCCACAAUGAAUUGCUGGAGAAUAAGAAUGAAUUGCUGGAGUCUGAUGAUGAAGAGGAGGAAGAUGAGAGUCACCAUCACAGUCACCAUCAUGAUGAGUCUGACAAUCAUUCUGACUCUACUGGUCACCACCAUCCCACCAACACUUACCAUCAAGGCAUCGCUGUGACAGACUCCGACGUGUGUUCCAGGAUAGGGAAAGAGAUGCUACAAGAUGGCGGCACAGUGGUUGAUGCUGGAAUUGCUGCAGUUCUAUGUCUGGCAGUUAUUCACCCUCACACCACUUCUUUGGGUGCUGUAUUCUCCUGUGUUGUGUAUAAUGGGAGCAGUAAUGGUGCCAGGAUGCUGAAUGCUCUGCCACGUGACCCUUCCCCCAGUCCAUUUGGGGUCCCUGUGAUGCUCCAGGGUCUCCACCUUCUGCACCAGAAUUAUGGCCACAAGCCAUGGGAGGAGCUGCUGAGUCCGGCCAUCAGACUGGCAAAUAAAGGGUUCUGUGUGGAUGAUACACUGGGCCGGGCCUUACAGAACAAUCAGCAGUUUAUCUCUUCCUCCGUGGGACUCUGUAAUCUCUUCUGUCACAAGAAUGACUCUACUGGGGGGCUGAAAGAAGUGGGGGAGACGGUGAUAAACCCUUCCCUGGGGAAGUUCCUGGAGCAGGUCUCUACUCACUAUACAGACUCCUUUGUCACGGGGCUACUAGCCCAGAGCCUUCCUGAUGAUACCGACUCCACCAUACGGGACAAGUUCACAGCCGCUAUCUCCCACCAUCGCCCUGAUAUUGAGGCUCCCGUGACUCUACAUGUAGAAGAGCUGACACUUUAUACAUCCGGCGGCCAGACUGCUGGAAGAAUUCUGUCCAACUUUGUCCAGACACUUAAUGAGAAUUCCAGUUCGGACUCUUUGCUGCUUCCAUUGAUGAGCAGGAGGGCAGCUCCAGUAGGGACCAAUGUGAUCAUCGCUCGCUCCUCUGGGGACCUCUUGGUCAUGUCUCUGUCCCUCAACAGCUCAUUUGGCUCUGGAUUUGUCUCUCCCUCCACAGGGAUCCUUCUCAGUGACUUUAUCCAACAUCCCGGCCUCUCGCAGGAGUCUCAGCCUGAAUUCUGGGCCUGUCCCUCGGUGCUGUCUCUAGAGGGAGAUGUAAUGGGAUUGGCAGCCACCGGGGGGAGCUCUGUACCUUCCUCUCUGGCUCAUAUUAUAUUAAAUCACCUGUUCCUUAAAAUGAACCUCACAGAGUCCGUCCGGGAGUCACUGACCCAUGAACAUUUCCCUGUGAAGCCCACUAGAGACACAAAUCCACUCGCUGCUUUGGCUGUUAUAGUAGAAGCUGAACACGUUCACGUUGCUAAAUCGUCAGCUCUCUGCUGCUUCCACGAGGGUCUGUAGACAGGGGUCUGCCCUGGGAUAUAAUGGACUGCUCCCCAGAGAAAUCGGCUACUCACUCCUCAUUAGGCCUGGACUAGCAAUAUGGUCACACACUGGCACUAUUUGGCCAGCUGCUUGUAUUUGGCCUAUUGUGAAUCUCAGCCCAGAAUAAUAUAUUGUUUUUAUAAAACUCCA
Messenger RNA from Xenopus laevis (African clawed frog), 1930 nucleotides. RefSeq names its product glutathione hydrolase 6. The record is from RefSeq and is a predicted model, not a curated record. The transcript has 4 exons. The coding region runs from base 146 to 1756 and encodes 536 amino acids. NCBI's taxonomy places the organism in Eukaryota, Metazoa, Chordata, Amphibia, Anura, Pipidae.